AUGGCCGAUGCUCCUUUCGCCGGUGGAGCUCCUCGAGGAGCUCCAACAUACGGCCUCUCCUCCGCCCCACGCCGCUCCUCCUACGCCUCCGUCGUAUCGGGCACCGCAUUCUCUCCCCCGAUCACCAGCUCCUUCCCGCAUCUCAUCAACUCCAACCCAGUCUCCUCGUACCCGCCGCUCUCACAACCCGACGGCCGUCUCCCCCGGGCCAUGUCCGGCCUGGAUGCCGCAGACAUGCACCUGAACUCCGCCUGGCGGACCUCGGGGUCCCCAGACACCCUACCAGUCUACUCGCGCAAGUAUACCAGCUAUCUGCGCCCGGCCGAGUUUCCGCACGGCUUGGGCAUGCUCGAUGGGCCGUCCUUCAUCACCCCAUCCUAUCUCCGCAACUCCCAUUACAUCUCCCGCCUCGACGCCGCCCAUCGAGCCAAGCUCGCCGCCCAGCAGCGCGAUACCUCCUCAUCCACAUCGACGUCGAAUCCCCCGCUCUCCGCCUCCUCCAGCAAUGUGCACCUCCCCCGGAUGGCCCCGUCUCAUCGCGGCAUGACCUAUGAGAUCAUCGAGAAGGAGCCCCCCUCCUCGGCCGACCAGCUUAGUCCCCUGCCCACGCAGUGGAGCUCGUCGGACAAGUAUGCCGGUCUGGAGCUCUCGAACGAUGGAUUGGAUGUGCGAUACACGGGCCCGGUGCACAAGCAUGACCACGAAGCUGCGGCCUUGCGUGCCGAUAAUCCUAUGCCGCCACAGUGCGGGAUAUACUACUUUGAGAUCAAGAUCGAGUCCAAGCCGAAGGAAGGAAUGAUCGGUAUUGGAUUCUCGAGCCCCAAGGCCUCGGUGGAAAGGCUCCCCGGCUGGGAGCAGGAAUCUUGGGCCUACCAUGGUGACGAUGGAAAGUCAUUUUUUGGUGAGAGUCAGGGACAAGGACGUCCGUAUGGGCCGACAUUCGGGGUUGGGGAUACUGUCGGAUGUGGAGUGAAUUUCUCCACAGGGUCGGCUUUCUUUACAAAGAAUGGGAACUUCCUGGGGAAUGCCUUUCAUGAACUGCGUAACGUGAAGCUAUAUCCAUCUGUCGGAAUGAAGAAGCAACCGCCGGUCCACUUGAAAGCCAACUUCGGUCAGGAGCCGUUUAUGUUUGACAUCGAUGGGAUGGUCAAGGCAGAGCGAGCAUUGAUUCAAUCGGAGAUAAACGCAACCAGUACUGAUACACUGCAACCCCCGCUGAACGAGUCAACGCUGCUCCAAGAAUUAGUAGCCCAGUUCCUCGCACACGACGGGUACGUCGAGACAGCACGGGCCUUCGCUGAAGAAGUGGCCACUGAGACCGCAGCACUGCAAAACGGCCAACAAGAGCCGCUGAAGAAAUACGAGGUCGAAGAAGACCAUGAAGCAAUCAACCGCAACAAAAUUCGCGCCGCCAUCCUCGACGGCGACAUCGACAAAGCCCUCAAACACACAAAAGCAUACUACGCAACCGUCCUGGAAGACCACCCACAUAUCCACUUCAAGCUGCGCUGCCGCAAAUUCUUGGAAAUGAUGCGACGCUCAAACGAGCUCAACACCGCCACCGCCCUCGCCGCCUCUAAGCGCGGCCGGGCCGACUCCCCCGGCAUCGCAGACGAGCACGCCGUGUUCGACCAGGAGAUGGAGCUGGACGACGGCGGCUGGGACGGCGACGGCAUGGACACGGAGGAACCGGAGGCGACGGCGCAGUUCAACGAGUUGCUGACCGAGGCGGUGCAGUACGGGCAGCAGCUAUGCAUGGAUUACCCGUCUGACGAGAAUGGCGGCGAUAAGAAAAUGCUGGAUGAUAUCUUUUCACUGGUGGCGUAUGCUGACCCGAAGAGCUCAGUGCACGGGCAUUAUCUUGAUCCUGCGGGGCGAGUGGCUGUGGCUGAGGAGCUGAAUUCGGCCAUCUUAGUCUCCCUCGGGAAAUCCUCCGCCGCAGCCCUGGAGCGGCUCUACCAGCAAACAGAAGUGCUUGUCAACGAGAUCAGCGAAGACGGCGGCGCCGGGGCGUUCAUUAAUGUUCGAAAUGACGUUUUGCUUUGA
Messenger RNA from Penicillium canariense, 2046 nucleotides. RefSeq lists its product as uncharacterized. The coding region runs from base 1 to 2046 and encodes 681 amino acids. Gene Ontology annotation, molecular function: protein binding. Gene Ontology annotation, cellular component: cytoplasm. Lineage: Eukaryota; Fungi; Ascomycota; Eurotiomycetes; Eurotiales; Aspergillaceae. The record is from RefSeq and is a predicted model, not a curated record. The transcript has 6 exons. Gene Ontology annotation, biological process: cytoskeleton organization; cell surface receptor signaling pathway.